AUUGGUGAGCGUGCGAUGCGCCAGUUGGCAGUAUAUUCUGCCAUUGGCAAUAAGAUGACGGGUUCCAUUAACAACGAGGUGCACACGGUAAACUUUUUGCUGCGUGAAGUUCAGAAAAUUGUGGACGAGGCACGCACUGAUCUCUAUGACAUCCAAGCCGAAGUGCAGUAUUCAUCGGGCGCCUUCUUCUUAUGGAGCAUGGCCAUGAGUUAUGAUAACGUUUCCAAUGUGGUGGUCAAAAUUGCGUCUAAAAACAGCACAAGUGUAAAUUAUUUGUUGCUGAACUCCCAUUAUGAUUCAGAGGUAAAGUCGCCAGGAGCAGCCGAUGAUGGUGUUAUGACAGUCAUAAUGCUGGAAACUCUGCGCGUUAUUUCCCGCUCGGAACGACCAUUGGCCAAUCCAGUUGUGUUUCUCUUUAAUGGAGCCGAGGAGGCCAAUAUGCUGGCAUCACAUGGGUUCAUCACACAGCACAGAUGGGCACCCAAUUGCAAGGCCCUAAUUAAUCUGGAUUCAACUGGGUCGGGCGGACGCGAGGUGCUCUUUCAAACCGGCCCAAAUCAUCCGUGGCUAGUGAAGUACUACCAGCAAAGCGCUCCGCAUCCAUUCUCCUCCACCGUAGCCGAGGAGCUCUUCCAGAAUAACUUCAUCCCAUCGGACACAGAUUUUCGCGUUUUUCGCGAUUAUGGCAGCGUUCCCGGGCUGGACAUGGCCCAUGUCCUCAACGGCUAUGUGUACCACACCAAGUACGAUAAUUUCCAAAACUUGGAACGCGGUACUUACCAGACUACGGGUGACAAUGUCCUUGCUGUGACCUGGGCCCUAUCCAAUGCACCUGAGCUACAAGACACAGCUGCUUAUGAAGAGGGCCACAGUAUUUUUUAUGACUAUCUCGGAUGGUUCAUGAUCUCCUAUACUGAGUCAACAAGUAUCAUCAUCAAUAUUGUAGUGUCGAUUGCCGCACUCGUCUUUAUAAUCAUAUCCAUAUAUCAAAUGACCACAAGUACCAGGUCAGAUACCCCAAAAGUGGUGGCCAUCCGAUUUUCCAUCAUCUUUAUUGUGCAGGUCUUGGCAAUUGUCGUAUCGGCUUGUUGCACUAUACUGGUGGCACUCAUAAUGCAGGGCCUUGGUCUUACCCAAUCCUGGUACUACAAGACUUGGAUGACCUUUGGCUUAUACUUUUGCCCCAUGUUUUGUGUGAUGGGCCUGAUUCCUGCCGCCUACAUAGGCUGGACGAAACAGAGAACCAACAUGAAGCUGAAUGAAACAAUUUCCUGCUUUAUGCACGCCCACUGCAUAGUUCUUGUGCUCGUCUGCAUUGUUUUGACCAGUCUAGGUAUACGUUCGGCCUUCUUUCCCAUGCUUGGAAUAUUUUUUUACACCAUCUCACUCAUCCUAGAAGAAAUCUUUAGGCUGCUGGCCAAAAACUCUUUCUUUAUAACAAUUCACCUGAUUUGUCAGCUGUUGCCGUUUUGGUUCUACACUUAUCUCAACUAUGUGUUUCUGGUAGUAUUCAUACCUAUGCAAGGUCGCGAUGGACCCGAUAGCUCACCGGAUUUACUUAUCUCUGGCUUCAUUGUAUUAAUGACAAUUCAUUUUGCAGGCUUUAUACUACCAAUCUUGCAUAAGUUUCACAAGUCGAAAAUAUUCUUCACACUUUUUGGAGUUUUAACUGUAAUUUUCAUAAUAAUUGCCGCCACACCGGCAGGCUUUCCCUUCAAGGCGGAGGUUGCAGCGCAGCGAUAUUAUGUGCUACAUACACAAAGGACACUUCAUUAUGAGAACAGCACGACUAAGACAGAAUCCGGCUUUUAUAUACAACCCGUGGACACACGUUACUCCGAGCUCUAUGAUACAACAUUCAAGAAUGCUGAACCUGAUAGUUGGACAACCGAAAACUGCGCGGCUGAGCCUUACUGUGGCCUUCCGCUCUACAGUGGUCGUUGGCUGGACUGGAAAGACUCGGCACGAUGGAUCCAUGCCUCGCCCCCGGACUUCCCCGUGAAAACGGAGCUUACUCCUGGCAUCAAACAGAGCAUAGGAGACAACAAAAUACGCUACGAGUUCAGCCUGAAAUCAGUCGACCGCGUUGUUAUGUAUAUUCUGCCUCUUGAAGAAACCAAAAUAAUCAACUGGUCCUUCGACAAAACGCAGCUAGAGGAGGCGCAUAAGCCACCGUACUUUAUAUAUCAUGUCUACUCGCUGGUGGAACAUCCACUCGACUUCUGGAUCGAAUUGGAGCACGAGGCGGGCAAUACGGCAGGACCGCAUUUUAAACUAGCCGUGGGUGCACAUUUCCUGUACCAUCAGCAAAGCUACACCGAGGAGUACCGCGAAUUUCUGAACAGCUUUCCGAAAUGGGCAUAUACGACGGACUGGUUUGCCUCUUACGAGAGUUGGAUCUUCUGA
Scaptodrosophila lebanonensis is the source of this 2406-nucleotide messenger RNA. Its product is annotated as endoplasmic reticulum metallopeptidase 1. The record is from RefSeq and is a predicted model, not a curated record. Gene Ontology annotation, biological process: proteolysis. Gene Ontology annotation, molecular function: metalloexopeptidase activity. Bases 16 to 2406 code for a protein of 796 amino acids. The transcript is spliced from 6 exons. NCBI's taxonomy places the organism in Eukaryota, Metazoa, Arthropoda, Insecta, Diptera, Drosophilidae.